Molecule: messenger RNA, 792 nt
Organism: Malassezia japonica
Lineage: Eukaryota; Fungi; Basidiomycota; Malasseziomycetes; Malasseziales; Malasseziaceae
Exons: 3
Coding region: 1-792 (263 amino acids)
Biological process (GO): translation
Cellular component (GO): ribosome; cytosolic small ribosomal subunit
Molecular function (GO): structural constituent of ribosome; RNA binding
Source: RefSeq, a predicted model, not a curated record
AUGGUUCGCGGACCGCGUCACCACUUGAAGCACCUUGCUGCCCCCAGCUCGUGGAUGCUGGACAAGCUGUCCGGCACCUAUGCGUCGCGCCCGAGCACCGGUCCUCACAAGCUCCGUGAGGCCCUUCCCCUGACCGUUCUUCUGCGCAACCGCUUGAAGUACGCCCUCACUGGCCGUGAGGUGAUGAGCAUCACCAUGCAGCGCAUCAUCAAGGUCGACGGCAAGGUUCGCACCGACCCGACCUACCCCACCGGUUUCCAGGACGUUGUCUCGAUCGAGCGCUCGGGUGAGCACUUCCGUAUCCUCUACGACGUCAAGGGCCGCUUCAUUGUGCACCGCAUCACCGAGGAGGAGGCUUCGUAUAAGCUCCUCAAGGUGAAGCGUGUUCAGCUCGGUGCCAAGGGUGUGCCGCACAUUGUUACCCACGAUGGCCGCACUCUCCGUUACCCCGACCCCCUUGUCCGCGUCAACGACACUGUCAAGUUCGACGUUGUGAACAACAAGAUGGUCGACUUUAUCAAGUUCGACACGGGUGCGCAGGUUAUGAUCACGGGUGGCCGUAACGUUGGCCGUGCUGGUGUGAUCCUCGCCCGCGAGCGCCACCACGGUGGUUUCGACAUUGUCCACCUCCGUGACCCCGCUGGCCGUGAGUUCUCCACCCGUCUCAGCAACGUCUUUGUCAUUGGUGACGCUGAGAAGCGCUGGAUCUCCAUGCCCCGCGGCGGUGGUGUUAAGCUCACCAUCACUGAGGAGCGUGACCAGAAGAGGAAGCAGCGCGAGAACGCCCAGUAA